GGUGAGUCGUAGCCUGGGCUCCUCCUCAUAGUUUAACAGGAGGGGUGGUCUCAAGAAAGUAAGACGCAGCUCACGUUUGGAGGGCCAAGCUGCCUGCUAUUGGAUGUGGAGCUAAGACAUCACCCUCACCAGUAUUACUGCCUCCGAAUAAAUUGGGGGAUUUCUGCUGUUGUAGCUGCCUGUAAAAACUUGUCCCACCAAAAGAGAGAAAGAGAACGACGUUACCAGCUGCACAGUGGUUUAAUUUGAUGUAUUAUUCAUAAUAUAUAAAACAGAGGAGAGGCAUGCAUUUCUUUGCAAUAACGAAAAGUUCUGCUACACACAGAGUAAGAAGAUACAUCUUCAGACUGCUUAUGAUAAUGGCAUGCUAGUAACAGCAGAACGAGUAUUAACUUUUUCUUGUGAAGACCACCCGUGCUGUCUGUCAAGGGUGGUAAAGCAGAGAAUAGCAGCAGCUUGUGUGAUUAAGAACAAAACUACAAACUCGUCCUGAAUAGUCACUUUUUCAAAACGGUUAUUAGGAGGGUCACCUCUUUGCAGUCGGAAGACAAAAUGCAAUGCCUGGAUUUAUUAUUCUCCUGCGCCCUAAACUUGGGCAGGGGAAACUGAGAAUGAAUAUAUUGUCGUUCACUGGAUGCGGAUCAUUUCAUAGUGUUUAAACGUUGGUCCCUUUAUCACAAAUGAAUAAGAACAGCAGCAGUUUUAAGAUGAAACGUUAUAUGUGGUUAUCACUACCAUAUACCUCCAAGUCAUUUCAGCGGAAGGCAGAACCGAACUCAAGUGAUCUGUUUUCCACUCUGUAUGGGUUCCCCAACCGCACUGGCUGGUGGGACCUGGGGGACUUGGGAGAAUUCGACAAGGGCACCAAAUACGAGGCGGAAUCACAGAGUCCCACGGUGCAGUCCUUACUCAUUGUUGCCUACUCGGUCAUCAUCGUUAUCUCGCUUUUCGGAAAUAUCCUGGUGUGCCAUGUCGUGAUCAAGAAUAAGAGGAUGCAUUCGGCUACUAGCCUUUUCAUUGUCAACCUGGCAGUGGCGGAUAUCAUGAUCACCUUGCUCAACACCCCUUUCACUCUGGUUCGAUUUGUAAGCAGUACUUGGAUAUUUGGAGAACUCAUGUGCCAUCUAAGUCGGUUUGUCCAGUACUGCUCAGUACACGUGUCAGUGUUGACUCUCACAGCCAUUGCAUUAGACAGACAUCAGGUCAUAAUGCAUCCCCUGAAGCCGCGGAUGUCCACUGUUAAAGGAGUUGUCUGCAUUGCUGUUAUCUGGGUCAUGGCAAGUUGUUUCUCUCUGCCUCAUGCUAUCUACUACAAGCUACAGAAAUUUGAAUAUGGGAAUAAAACAGUAAGGAUGAUUUGUCUUCCAAGUUUUCCUAAGCCUCCUCACCUUUACUGGAAGGACCUGGACUUAGCCACAUUUGUACUUCUCUAUGUUUUACCUUUGCUGGUCAUCUCAGUUACAUAUGCAGUGGUGGCAAAGAAGCUCUGGAUGAGAAAUGCAAUUGGAGACAUUACUGUGGAACAGUACUAUGCACAUCGGCGAAAGAAGAAGAUGACUCUAAAAAUGCUUAUGCUUGUCGUAGUUGUAUUUGCAGUCUGUUGGUUUCCACUGAAUUGCUAUAUCAUUCUCAUUUCUAGCAAGGUUAUCAAUAACAAUAAUGCAAUCUAUUUUGCUUUUCACUGGUUUGCUAUGAGCAGCACUUGCUACAAUCCAUUUAUCUACUGCUGGUUGAAUGAGAAUUUCCGUUCUGAGUUAAAGUCGUUGCUCUGCGCAUGCCGGCGACAACGUACAGCUCAGAGUCAUGCAUUACAGUGUAUUUCUCCACCUUACAGACAUGCCUGGACUGAAAGCUGUAACUACAAAAGAGGUAAUCCAACUCAAAGUACAAGGUCCACUUCAAAUAUAAACUCUGGGAGGACAGAUAUUUCAGUGGUUGAGCCAAUUGUGGCAGUGAAUUAAGAAGACAUAUUUUUUAUAGUACUGAAAAUGUAAUUUAAAUACCAGCAUUAAUUUCCUGAUUACUUAUGACUAUUUUCAAGCAUUAUGAAACAGUCAGAUAUUUCUACAGAGUUUAUACAGGAAGACAGCUUUUGGUCUGUUGUAUAAUACAAAGACCACAAGACCAACUAUAUGGACAUUUCUCGAGAGUAAAUAUAUAUUUUAUAUAUUUAACAAUUUUGUAGACACAUUUUUUUGAUAUUACUGGUUCAGUAUAAUCACUGUAAGCCAUUAAUUAUUAUUCCAGAAAUAAAUGUAAACAAUCUGAUAUUCUGGUUUCUGUACCAAAUCUAGCUUGCCAGUUCACAUCACUAUAAAAGAUUUCCACAAACAAAACAUGUAACUUGUUCAUACGU
Protopterus annectens (West African lungfish) is the source of this 2356-nucleotide messenger RNA. Its product is annotated as probable G-protein coupled receptor 83. Gene Ontology annotation, biological process: neuropeptide signaling pathway. The transcript is spliced from 4 exons. Bases 681 to 1961 code for a protein of 426 amino acids. Gene Ontology annotation, cellular component: membrane. Lineage: Eukaryota; Metazoa; Chordata; Ceratodontiformes; Protopteridae. The record is from RefSeq and is a predicted model, not a curated record. Gene Ontology annotation, molecular function: neuropeptide Y receptor activity.